GGGUUUAGGAGUGCUUUUUUCUUUCUAUAGUGUGGGAGGCAACAACAGAUCGUUUGCAACAUGAUUUCAUAUGGCGGACGCAAGCGUACAAGAGCUAACAAAAGACUAGGCGAACGUUUAUCCCUCACUGUAGAGGAAAAUGUUGGAUUAACUCUGGAUGAUGGUGAUGCUCUACCGAUGCGAGAGGCGGUUGGAAAGGGUGUCUUAUUGGCAAAUGUCUGGAGGACAGUCAAAGACAUGCAUAUGAGGAUAACUGAUGCUACGGACAGUAGAAGAUGGCUUCAAGAGGCUUCUGACAACCCAGUGAUGGAAGAAGCAGCGCGGCAACAAGGCUCCAGUACCAAUAUGGAAGCCUUUAUGGAUACUAGUAAGGAUAUGCUAUCUCUAGAUCAAGGGAAGGAAAUUAAGGAGCAUCAUGACAACCCAAGAUUAACGGUUGUAGAGAUGAUUACUGUUUCUCCUAAAACCCGUGCUUGGAAACAGGAAGCCCGAAGCCGUAAAUCCCAAGCGACUAAUUCACUAUCAGUUGUGCCUAGAAUUAAAAGGAAGGAAAGGAACCCCUGGGCAGUUCAUAGCCUCAUCGAGUUGGUGAGGUUGAAGCAGCCUUCAAUAGUGCUUUUAAGUGAGACACUACUUAAUGGAAGAGGUCGUUCCUCACUGCCAUGGCUUGUUGGUGGUGAUUUUAAUGAUCUCUCAAGCCAAGAUGAGAAGAUGGGAGGAAUGCUACAACCUGAUUGGAUGAUCCAUGGUUUCCGAGAUGUGAUUGACUUUUGUGGUUUGACAGAAGUGCAGAUGAUGGGUGGCUUAUUCACUUGGAAAGUUUUUGAGAAGCUUGAUAGAGGAUUCGUAACCCUACGCUGGAUGAGCUUUUUUCCCUAAGCCCUGGUCCAUUUACUCCCAUCAUUAGCCUUUGAUAAUAACCCCCUUUGGAUCACUCUUGAGGGCAGAAAGAAUCCACAUAAUAGACACAAGAAAAAAUUCCACUUUGA
This is a messenger RNA of Rubroshorea leprosula, 989 nucleotides long. The record is from the annotation of a GenBank genome assembly. NCBI's taxonomy places the organism in Eukaryota, Viridiplantae, Streptophyta, Magnoliopsida, Malvales, Dipterocarpaceae.